Molecule: messenger RNA, 1278 nt
Organism: Mycena indigotica
Lineage: Eukaryota; Fungi; Basidiomycota; Agaricomycetes; Agaricales; Mycenaceae
Exons: 3
Coding region: 1-1278 (425 amino acids)
Molecular function (GO): protein binding
Source: RefSeq, a predicted model, not a curated record
AUGUCUGCGUCGCCGCGUUUCCCGCAAGAGGUCGUCCGGCUCAUCCUCUGCCACCUCCCACAACAAGAGCUCGCGACGAUGUGCACGCUGUCAAAGACACUGCGCGUAGUCGUGGAAGCGGCGCUGUAUAGGACGGCGGUGGUUGGUCCGAAAGCGCUCGCGGGCUGGUGUGGUGCGAUUCUCGAUUCAGAGCCGGACUCGGGGCGGGCACGGGAGACGCGCGUGCUGACGCUGGCGAUGGCGGACUGGCUGUUCACGGGGAGCGCGAAAGAGCAGCUGCAGCGCGCGCUGGGGGCGUGUGUGAAUUUGAGACAGCUGCACGUGGUGUUGCAGGCGGGGCAGUAUUUCAUCACGGCCAAGGACGACCCGCAGCUGUGGCUACUCUUCGCUACUCUGCCUUGUCAACUCACACACUUCACCGCCGUCGCGCCAUUCAUGUCCCAAGCCAUUUCCGUCGCCAGCACGCGUUUUUUCGCGUCUCCCGCCGCGCAAACCCUCACCGCGCUCUCCCUACCCAACUGCUGCCCGGAAAACACUCCCGACUUAUCCUGCCUACCCAACAUCGUCUCGCUGACCAUGACGGCGAAAGGCUUCGAGGCCGCGCGGCCUUCAGAGAAGGGGUGGGAGUUGCAGAGUGUCCAGCUGUAUCUGACGUUCAAUGACGUCGCCCGCUUGCGUCUCCUCGCGCCACAUGCCGCGACACUGACCAGCCUAGCACUCGUGCGUGACGCGGGCACCCCCGUGCCGACCACCGACAUGCUGGUCGCCAUCGCACAAUGGGUGCCGGGCAUACAGCGGCUAUGCAUUACGGAGACAGGCACCAUCCAGCCCCGGCGCGAUGAGCCGGUACUGCACACCGCCCUGCCACUACUCCCUCAACUCCGCGAGCUCGUGCUCCAAUUCCACCGUGCCCAAGCCACCUUCUUCGUGGACCCCGACCCACCGGUGCCUCGCCGGCCCCGCGCUCUCCCAAUCCGGCGCAGCACCCGGCAUACCUCCGCGCCGCCCGAUGCUCCGGGCCCGUCCGGUCCGGCGCCGCUCAGGCUCACGCGGCCUGCGGACCGGCGAAAGCUCGGGGCCCUGUUGAUGGCCGCGGCCCCGGGCCUGCGCCGCUUCGAGCUCGGCGCAGACGUAUUCAUCGGCCCGGUCGACCCGCGGCUCGCGCAGAAGUGGCUUACGGCGGUGUGGGCGCGAUUUCCGUCCGAGGAGGAGAGUGUGCAGCACUGGGAGGUGCGCGGGCGGGUGUGGGAUGCGCAGAGCAGUUUUUCGGUGUCUUGA